Messenger RNA from Ahaetulla prasina, 4259 nucleotides. RefSeq names its product zinc finger protein 883-like. Gene Ontology annotation, molecular function: RNA polymerase II transcription regulatory region sequence-specific DNA binding; DNA-binding transcription factor activity, RNA polymerase II-specific. Lineage: Eukaryota; Metazoa; Chordata; Lepidosauria; Squamata; Colubridae. Bases 1221 to 3170 code for a protein of 649 amino acids. The transcript is spliced from 8 exons. The record is from RefSeq and is a predicted model, not a curated record. Gene Ontology annotation, biological process: regulation of transcription by RNA polymerase II. Gene Ontology annotation, cellular component: nucleus.
UGCCUUCCAGGCAAAAACAAUAUUAAUUGCCCAAAUGUUAUUUUAGAAAACAGAUCAUACAUUCAAUAUAAAUUUUCAAAACUAAAUUCAACAGGAAAGCUCAUUUUAAAUUAAAAUUGUCCUCCAUCCUAAAGAAAACACACUUGAAAUUUAUUUAUUUUUAUUUAUUUAUUUUUGUCACAACAUCAUACAAAAAGAUUAUAAGCAUAUAUAUAGAAAGAAGAAAAGAAAAACAAUGGGACAGGAACGGUAGGCACGUUUGUGCGCUUAUGCACGCCCCUUAUGGUCCUCUUAGGAAUGGGGUGAGGUCAAUGGUGUUACUGGUGUUCUCCGAUCAGAGGGACUAGCCUUUAAAGUACUGGAGGAAGAGCUGCUACUUCUGGGAUGUGAGGAAAGCAGCCGGGAGGUGAGGAGAGUGGCCAGGCAGCAAGGCCUCCAACAGACCCUUCAACAGAGAAGCUGCUCUUGAGGAAAGCGGCUUUUGAGUCUCCACAGAGAUUUCCUCAAUGUUCGCAAGACCACAGAUGGUUCUUAGAUAUUAAAAAGAGGAAGAUCUUGAAACUGCCGCCUGCUGGAGACGACACGGCCUUUCUAGAGAGGCAAUGUUAGAGGGACACUUUUCUUCUAGUCCAAUGCCCAUCAUCCGAGUCCCGCAUGGAAUAUGAAGCCCUCCGUGUCCUCUGGCAUCGCUCCCAGGAUCCUCCAGGGGGCUCCCUCGGUAACCGUUGGAAAGGUCUGGCAGAGACCCCUCCCACUCCCGCUUUCGAAGAAAACUGAGCAUGCGCAUUGUUCUUUCCCCAUCACAAGUGGUUUUUUUCCAGAGAAGGCUGGGAGCGCAUCUGCCUUGGCUGAGUUUCUCCAGAAGUCCAGGAGGUUGCAGGGAAAUCUUACACGGAUGGAGAUCCAGACGUUGUUAUUAGAGGCGUGCAUAGCGACCUGCAAAACUUCAUCAGAAGGGGAUUCCGUCUCCUCCUCCUCUUUCCUAGGCUGAGAGAAGCGACUUGCUGAAGUCGCUCCUGCUGGCUUUGCAUGCAAGGCUGCAACUCCCUGUGCAAGAAAUUGGAUAGAAGAUAUAUAAGUUGGAAAUCUUUCCUGGUUCCUCUUUAGUCCAGAGAAUCUUGUGUGGGAAGAGGGCUGAUUUGGCCAGACCUCUUCUGAAUAAAAAAACCUGAGGAGAUCCAUCCAUCCAUUUUGGAGCUGGAUUAGAGAUCAGAGAGAAAAUGGAAGGAAAAAGCCCACCAGAUGCAGGAGUUGGAAAACGCCCUCCAACUACUCAGCUUUGGAACUGUGAGAAGAAUAUGGCAAGUCCUGGGCAGAAGAGCCAUGAAGAGGAAGCCAACAAUUCAAAGAUCCAAUAUUGUCACUUCAGAAUGGUGCCGUUCCAGGAUGGGAAGAGUCCCCGAGAUGUUUGCACUCAGCUUCACCGCCUUUGCUGUCAAUGGCUGAAGCCGGAAAGACACACAAAGGCUCAGAUGCUGGACUUGGUGCUCCUGGAGCAGUUCCUGGCUGUCCUUCCCCCAGAGAUGGAGAAAUGGGUGCGAGAGUGUGGAGCGGAGACCAGUUCCCAGGCAGUGGCCCUGGCUGAAGGCUUCUUGCUGACCCAGGAGGAGGAAAAGAGGCAAGAAGAGUUGCAGAAAUCCUUGGAAGCUGUCACUGAGUAUCCCAAGGGGAGGAAAGAUUUAUUCAAAACUUCUCAAGAGCUGCAGUUCAGGGAGACGUUAUACAAAGAUCAAAGUCACAACACCACUCCAGAGGGUAGAAAGCUGUCCUUGGAAAUUUUAGAAUCUCCUCUUUGUGGUGGGGCUGAAGGAUUGGCUGAACCACUAUUUCAGGAUGCUGUGUCUUUUGAGGACGUGGCCGUGUAUUUCUCCAAGGAGGAAUGGUCUCAACUGGAUGCUGACCAAAAAACGCUCCAUGGAGAAGUCAUGCUGGAGAAUUCCAGGAAUCUGGUUUCUCUGGGCUUUAAUGUUCAAGACGAUAAGAAACAGGAAUGCCAAGCCAUCCAUCUGAAAGAGGAAAAAGAGAAAUUUGCAGAUCAGAUGCAACCAAAGAAUGGUGAAACAAAGCAAACACCAAGUGGAAUUAAAAAUGGCUUUCCUCAGGUCAGUUGGCUUCCUAGCUGUACAAACAUCGAUACGAUAUACAUUGAUCGAUAUCAAUGCAUGGAAUCUGGAAAGAGCUUUAAUAAAUCCGAUCAUCUCAUUUCUCUUAAAAAGACACAUUCGGAAGAGAAACCAAAUACCUGCAUGGAGUGUGGAAAGACCUUCCGUACUAAUGACUCUUUUAGAACUCACAAAAGGAAUCACAAAGGAGAACUUUACAAAUGCUUGGAGUGUGGAAAGAACUUUACUCGUAAAAGUAAUCUUAAUUCCCAUAAGAGGAUCCACACAGGAGAGAAACCAUAUCAAUGCAUGGAGUGUGGAAAGGGUUUUAGUAAGAAUAGUCAUCUUAAUCGCCACAAGAGGAUCCACACAGGAGAGAAACUAUAUCAAUGCAUGAAGUGUGGAAAGGCUUUCAGUUAUAAUCAUUCUCUUAUAAGACAUCAAAGGAGUCACAAAGGGGAAGAACCUUAUAAAUGCAUGGAGAAUGGAAAUAGCUUUAAUAAAUCCGAUCAUCUUAUUUGUCAUAAAAAGACACAUUCAGGAGAGAAACCAUAUACCUGCAGGGAGUGUGGAAAGAUCUUCCGUACUAAUGACUCUCUUAGAACUCACGAAAGGAAUCACAAAGGAGAACAACUUUACAAAUGUUUGGAAUGUGGAAAGAACUUUACUCGUAAGAGUAAUCUUGAUUCCCACAAGAGGAUCCACACAGGAGAGAAACCAUAUCAAUGCAUGGAGUGUGGAAAGAGCUUUAGUAGUAAAUAUGCUCUGGUUCACCAUAAAAGCCUCCAUACAGAGGAGAAGCCAUAUCAAUGCAUGGAGUGCAGAAAAACCUUCUGUUACAAUCAUUCUCUUAUAAGACAUCAAAGGAAUCACAAAGGAGAAAGACCUUAUAAAUGCAUGGAGUGUGGAAAGACCUUUACUUGUAUUGAUCAUCUUAAUUCCCACAAAAGGAUCCACAUAGGAGAGAAGCCAUAUCAAUGCAUGGAGUGUGGAAGAACCUUUGCUUUUACCAGUCAUCUUGAUUACCACAAGAAGCUUCACACAGGAGAGAAGCCAUAUCAAUGUUAGGACUGUGGAAAUAACUUUAAUCAUAGCAGUCAUCUUAAUUUGCACAAGAGGAUCCAAGCAGGAGAGAAGCCAUAUAAAUGUGUGCAAUGUGGAGAGGGCUUUAAAAAGAGUUGUGAUCUCAGUUCCUAUGAAACAAUCCAUUCGGGGUGGGGGGAACCAUAUGAAUGCAUGGAGUGUGGAAGGAGCUUUGCAAGAAGUAACGCUCUUUACUUGCCAUAGAAGGAUCCACACGCAGGAGAAACCAUAUCAAUAAAGGAAGUGUGGAAAGAGGUUCAAUAGAAAUAUAGGUUUAUGCCUGCAGUUUGAGCCCAAAAUUCCCACUGCCAAGCAAAACGGUUGUUAAGUGAGUUGUGGUCCAUUUUAUGACAUUUUUGCCACAUUUAUUAAGUAAAUCAUUGCAGUGGUUAAGUUAGUAAUACUAUUGUUAAGGGAAUCUGGCUUUUCCAUUGAUUUUGCUGGUCAGAAGUUUACAAAAAGUGAUCACAUGACCCAGGGACAUUGUAACCAUUAUAAAUUGAGUCAGUUACCAAGCAUUUGAAGUUUGAUCAGGCUAUCAUGAGGAUGCUGCGAUGGUCACAAGUGUGAAAGUCGCUUUUUUCGGUGCUGGUGUAACUUUGAACAAUCACCAAAUGAAGUAAAUUGAGGACUAGAUAUAGUUGACUAAAAUCCCAUGCAAAUACCAUUUGAGUAAUAAACAAAAUAAAUACUAGCUUGCAUAAUUGGCCUUUCUAGUGCAAACCUGAACAAAAUGGAUCCUGCUUGUGUUUUUUCUAAGAUCUAAUAGUCUGCAUAUAGAAAUACUAGCUGAAUACCCGUGCUCCGUGAUAAAACUAUGUGAUCGGGCUUGAUAAAUCUACACUUGCAGCUUGAAAAUUAAUGAGUAGUUACAAUUGGCCUCUCCUCUCCCCUUCUCUCCCUCAGCCUUGCCCCACAGAAGCCUAUCCUAUCAUAUCCCCUGCUUGCUGCUGUUAUUUCUUUUCAGGUGGGGAGGGGGAGUAGAACUCCUUAGCAUCAGAGCAUGUUAAUAAUAACAUAGGAAAUACUAACACUCUGAUGGUCAUUUCUAAAAAUCCUUUCUUAGUGAGCACC